Molecule: messenger RNA, 810 nt
Organism: Neomonachus schauinslandi (Hawaiian monk seal)
Lineage: Eukaryota; Metazoa; Chordata; Mammalia; Carnivora; Phocidae
Gene: PRELID3B
Product: PRELI domain containing 3B
Exons: 6
Coding region: 111-695 (194 amino acids)
Biological process (GO): phospholipid transport
Cellular component (GO): mitochondrial intermembrane space
Molecular function (GO): phosphatidic acid transfer activity
Source: RefSeq, a predicted model, not a curated record
GCGCGCUGCGCGGCCGACGGGGUGUCUGGGGGGCGGGGCGGGGGCAAGUGUGGCUUUUUUGCCUCAUUGUCCCCUAGUGCCUGCCGGACAGCGCUCAGGCUGCCGGCGUCAUGAAGAUCUGGACUUCAGAGCACGUCUUUGACCACCCAUGGGAAACUGUUACGACAGCUGCAAUGCAGAAAUACCCAAACCCUAUGAACCCAAGCGUGGUUGGAGUUGAUGUGUUGGACAGACAUAUAGAUCCCUCUGGAAAGUUGCACAGCCAUAGACUUCUCAGCACGGAGUGGGGACUGCCUUCCAUUGUGAAAUCUCUUAUUGGUGCUGCAAGAACUAAAACAUACGUGCAGGAACAUUCUGUAGUUGAUCCUGUAGAGAAGACAAUGGAACUUAAAUCUACUAAUAUUUCAUUUACAAAUAUGGUUUCAGUAGAUGAGAGACUUAUAUACAAACCACAUCCUCAGGACCCAGAAAAAACUGUUCUGACUCAAGAAGCCAUAAUCACUGUGAAAGGAGUCAGUCUCAGCAGUUACCUUGAAGGACUAAUGGCCAGUACGAUAUCUUCAAAUGCUAAUAAAGGUCGAGAAGCAGUGGAAUGGGUAAUACAUAAAUUAAAUGCUGAGAUUGAAGAAUUGGCGGCUUCGGCAAGAGGGAGCAUAAGGACACCAAUGGCGGCGGCCGCAUUUGUAGAGAAAUGAGGAUGAAAGUCAGUACCCAACAUCCACCCCCCCCAGGUCUCUGCAAACUGGCAAUAUAUUUAUUUGUUAUUUAAAAAAAUAAAACUAUAUUUUAGGUAGUUUUUUUUUUUUUUUA